UGGAAUGACGAUGAGAAGGAAAACAAUAGCAAAACGAAUAAUCGACUGCAAAUAUGAAGAACAGCAUCGGAUUUAUGAUGAAAGUGCCACUGAGCUUUCGCGGAUCACCGUUCCAUGUCAGAGGCAGCGAAAGAGAAGAAAACAAAUGUCGGUAUCCAAAGAGAGCGGAGAAGAAAAUUCACAGAGUCUUAAGGUGGACAACUCCAUAGCAGGGUUUCCAGGUGAUGGAGAUAACGUGAUGGAGAUACUGGGAGGACUCCAGUCUUGCUCCAGAGCAGAUCUCAUCACCAUGGUGCUGAGCAUGCACAGAGAGAUGGACAGCCUCAGAGAACAAAUCCGAUGCCUCACAGCUUGUGGAAAAUUGGCACAAAACCUUGAAAGCUUGGUGGAGACAACUGACUACUGGUUGAGUAACACCACAAGAACGACAUCACCCGGACUACCAAAAGCAUUUGAGGGCAGUGAGGUUCCUGCUGUGUACACAAACUCAAUUGUGGCAAAUGGGACGCAGAGCAAAACGGAGACAGCGAAUCAUCAUCAAGGAGUUCUCAUAGUAGCCAAUGAUGGGGCCCCAGAGGAAAACACUCCUCCUCUUUUCCAAGAUUUUAUUACAGCUGACGUCCUUGAGCACUGCAACACUGGAACCACAGCUCAGAAACUGACCAACGAUCUUCUGCGCGGACUUUAUGAGAGGGACUGCAUGGCUUCACAUUCAAUCUCAGGCAUCGUCAACAACAAGCGGGGCCAGCCGAAGCCUGCCCUGCCAGCACACGAGGUCCAGGCCAUACUGAGGGCAGUACAGCACUUUUUCCCAGGGAAGACCGACUCAGAAAUCAAGGGCUACAUCCGGCAGAAGCUGCAGAAUGAAGCCAAGCAACUACGAAAGAAACAUCACCCAGCAACCGCAGGUCACCCAGCAACCGCAGGUCAUCCAGCAUCCGAUGGAGGAACGGGAUCAGAGACUUCCAACGCAUAGAAAGAUGCCUCGCUCUAUGGCAUAGUGGGCUCAUAGGGCCUCCUCAGACAGAGUUAAAAGAGUUAUAGCUUAAAGCUAAGAGUUAUAGCUAAGAGCUAAGAGUUAUAGUCAUAGCUAAGAGUUAUAGCUAAGAGCUAAGAGUUAUAGUUAUAGCUAAGAGCUACGAGCUAAUAGUUAUAGCUAAGAGUUAUAGUUAUAGCUAAGAGCUAAGAGCUAAGAGUUAUAGUUAUAGCUAAGAGUUAAGAGUUAUAGUUAUAGAAUAGCACCGAGAGAGACAGGGGCUCAGAGGAGUCUUGGUAUUUUGUAUUAGUUUCUUGAGGACCACCUGAGAGUCAGAGGUGAUGCCUACAGUACCUUAGUAAAGUGGACCAAGUAAUUAGAGAAAGUUUGUGGAGGAGUAGCCACCUGUCAUGUGUAUCCAAAAUUAGAGUUGUGUAUUGCAGGUUCUGAAAGCAAAGGCUUUCUUAAGUAUUUGGUGUUAUGGUUGAACUAAGUAACUCAAGUGAUUGGUGAAACAGCUGACCAUUCAUUUGAAAAAAUAAACAAAACACAUUUUCACGUUCUUUUUCAAUGUUACAAAGUAGCUUGAAGCAGACAAUGUAGCUUAAAGCAUUUCCUUUGUGACUUUAAAAUUAUACACUUUGUAAAUGUACCUGCCUUAGUGUCUUAAUGAAUUUGACCAUGGUCAAUAAAACAUAUUUUGUAUUCUUUGAUAUUUAUCACUUACUUUAAAAUGUUGUGUUUGAAGUAACAGUAGAUUAUUCAUAGUACUACUAUUAUUAAUAGUAGGGUUAACUAAACUCGACAAAUACAUGCAUGAACACAGUCCAAUAUAUCACAAACUAUUAUUUUUGCACAGACUAAAUAACACACAUUGUUUGCUUCACCAGGUUAAGGGAAACAUUUAUAUCUGUGGAAACUAUUUAAUACAUAAACAGAGUUUCUAUGUAUGUUUUUUAUUUCAUUUGCUUUAUAUGUCUGUGAACUACACCUAUUGUUUCACUGAAAAGUUCAGAUUAAUGAUAUGCAAACCACAAAUUAAAGCUGUAGCAGUUUCAUUUGGUGA
Clupea harengus (Atlantic herring) is the source of this 2042-nucleotide messenger RNA. Its product is annotated as BEN domain-containing protein 6. Lineage: Eukaryota; Metazoa; Chordata; Actinopteri; Clupeiformes; Clupeidae. Gene Ontology annotation, cellular component: nucleus. Gene Ontology annotation, molecular function: transcription corepressor activity; DNA binding. The record is from RefSeq and is a predicted model, not a curated record. Gene Ontology annotation, biological process: negative regulation of Notch signaling pathway; positive regulation of neuron differentiation.